AUGUCUAGUGGAUCUAACAAUUCUGGGUUUGAUGGUUUUUUGCCUGGGAGAACUACCGCUACUCAGGCUAUAAAAGUUGAAGAAGGUGAAAUUAAUCCUUUUAACGGCAAACCAUAUAGUAAAAGAUAUCGUCAACUACUAGAAAACAGACGAAAGUUACCCGUUCAUCAACAAAGACAAGAAUUUCUCGACUUAAUACAAAGUAAUCAAUUCAUAGUAUUUGUAGGCGAAACCGGUUCUGGAAAGACAACACAUGGAUCUAACAAUUCUGGGUUUGAUGGUUUUUUGCCUGGGAGAACUACCGCUACUCAGGCUAUAAAAGUUGAAGAAGGUGAAAUUAAUCCUUUUAACGGCAAACCAUAUAGUAAAAGAUAUCGUCAACUACUAGAAAACAGACGAAAGUUACCCGUUCAUCAACAAAGACAAGAAUUUCUCGACUUAAUACAAAGUAAUCAAUUCAUAGUAUUUGUAGGCGAAACCGGUUCUGGAAAGACAACACAGAUUCCACAAUUUCUCUGUUACGAUUUACUUCCUCACAUAAAAAAGAAACAAAUAGCAUGCACUCAACCACGUAGGGUUGCCGCAAUGUCAGUAGCUCAACGUGUGGCAGACGAAAUGGAUUUCAAACUUGGUGAAGAAGAAGAGAUUGAAAGUGCUUGUCAAAAGAUCAAAAAUGAAAUAGAUACUUUAUCAAAACAAGUUGAUCUAGGUCCUUUGAAAGUUCUUCCUCUCUAUUCUACUUUGCCACCUCAACAGCAACAGCGUAUUUUUGAAGAUCCUCCCCAACCUCUUAAAAAAGAUGGAAAGGCUGGUCGUAAGGUUAUUGUCUCUACAAACAUUGCAGAAACUUCAUUAACCAUAGAUGGAAUUGUUUAUGUAGUUGAUCCUGGCUUUAGCAAACAAAAGGUUUACAAUCCUCGUAUUCGUGUUGAAUCAUUACUUGUAAGUCCUAUUAGCAAGGCUUCUGCUCAGCAAAGAGCCGGUCGUGCUGGUCGUACACGUCCUGGAAAAUGCUUUCGUCUUUACACUGAGAAAGCAUUCAAAAAGGAAUUACAAGAACAGACAUAUCCAGAAAUUUUAAGAAGUAAUCUAGGUAGCGUUGUUCUCCAAUUAAAGAAAUUAGGCAUUGAUGAUCUAGUACAUUUUGACUUUAUGGAUCCUCCAGCUCCUGAAACUUUAAUGCGUGCACUAGAACUUUUAAAUUAUCUUGGCGCACUUGAUGAUGAGGGAGAACUUACUGCUGAUGGACAUUUAAUGGCAGAAUUUCCUCUCGAUCCUCAAUUAGCAAAAAUGUUGAUAGAAAGCCCUAAAUUUAAAUGUUCAAAUGAAAUUUUAUCAAUUGCUGCGCUUUUAUCAGUUCCUAAUGUGUUUGUGCGUCCAAACGAUCUGAAGAAACAAGCUGAAGAAUCAAAAUCAAAAUUUGCCCACGCUGAAGGCGAUCACCUAACUUUAUUAAAUGUUUAUCAUGCUUACAAAACUAAUAGCGAUGACCCAAAUUGGUGCCGUGACAAUUUUCUUAGUUCUAGGUCUUUAAAAUCAGCUGAUAAUGUACGUCAACAACUUAAACGUAUUAUGGAACGAUGUGAUUCUGAUCUGGUCAGUACUCCAUUCGAAAACAAAAAUUAUUAUUCGAAUAUUAGGCAGGCUUUGACAGCAGGCUUCUUCAUGCAAGUAGCUCAUUUAGAGAAAUCUGGUCAUUAUUUAACAGUAAAAGAUAACCAAGUUGUGCAACUCCAUCCUUCUUCAACCCUUGGUCAUAAACCUGAGUGGGUCAUAUAUAACGAAUUUGUUCUUACCACUAAAAAUUAUAUACGUACUGUUACUGAAGUAAAAGCAGAAUGGCUUUUGGAUAUUGCACCUCAAUAUUAUGAUCUAUCCAAUUUCCCCAACUGUGAAGGAAAACGAGAACUAGAAAGGAUUAAAUUGCGAAGAUCUAGGAAAAAAUAA
Molecule: messenger RNA, 1947 nt
Organism: Entrophospora sp. SA101
Lineage: Eukaryota; Fungi; Glomeromycota; Glomeromycetes; Entrophosporales; Entrophosporaceae
Source: the annotation of a GenBank genome assembly